AUGUCUUCCCCUGCAGUGAGUAAAGCACCUCCCAAGCUUGGUUCCAAGGCUGGAACCCCCGCAAAAUUACGCAAGGGUUCCGGCUCCAGUACCGCCUCCAAGCCCAGCGUCACUGAAAGUCCCAAGUCCGUGAAGAAGUCAGGCACUCGCAAGCUCGCAACAAAAGACCCAAAGCCCAUCCAAGACGACUUCGACGAUCAAUCUAUCCCUGAAACCCCCUCGCCAAAAUCCAAGAAUAAGGCUAUUUCUUCUGAGCAGCGCCGUCCCAAAUCUCCUCCCGACGAUGCUGUCUCUCAAGCAUCUGGAUCUGCCGCUCCAUCGAGUGGAUUUGCCGGUCAUGCUAAAGGCUUCGCUGGAAAAGUGAAGGACACUGUUCAGAACGGCGCAAAGUCUGUUUCUCAGGACAUUCCGCUUGAUCUGUCUAUUCUCAAGGGUCUUCAAGUCGGAGAUGGUGGAAAGAUCUUUGGCAAGAAGGGCGACCCUCUGGGUGAAGUCGUGGAAGGUGAUCCUGAAGACCUCGUUGGCCAGACAGUCGGCGAAGAUGGUGAAAUUAUCGAUGAGGAGGGUGACCUGAUUGGCCGGGUCGAUGUUCUCAACGAUGUUGCUGAACAAGCUCAGAAUAUCCCCGACGAUGCCGAAUCCAAGCUUGGCGAGGUUCAAGAUCUUGUCACCGAUCUUGCUCAGCUUGAAGGUUUGCCUGUGUCUGAUGGCGGCGUGAUUAAGAACUCAGCCGGUCAGAUUGUGGGCAAAAUUGUCGAAGGCGACCCCGAAGAUCUCAUCGGCUACACCCUCAAUGAUGAAGGCGAGAUUGUUGACGAUGAAGGCGAUGCUAUCGGUCGUGCCGAGCUCCUCCCCAUUGAAGAGCAAAAAGCGAACAUUGAAGAUUCCGUCGAUGAUGCCACCGACCAGGUUAAUGGCGCAAAGGAAGAAGUCGACGACGAAUUCGAAGAUGCACAAGACGGUCUGGUUGAUGGUGUUGCCGAUCAAGCCGAAGAUGCUGUGCCUGAGGAGGUCGACCAAGCCAAGUCAACGGUCGAAGACGAAGACUCUAAUGUCAAUGUUAAUGACGUUGAGGAUACUGCUAAUGAAGCCGUCGACAACGUCAAUGACGCAGUCGGAGAGGCAACUGAUGAUAUCAAAAAUACCACCGAUGAGACUGGUGAUGGUAUCGAGGACAACGUGGAGGACAUCGCCGAAAAUGUUGAGGAAGCCGCGGAAGACGCAGUUGAAGAGGCGUCUGAGCGUAUUCCAGAGCUUGACACACUAGAAGGACUCAAGUGCAACAAGCGCGGAUAUGUCAUUGACGAGGAUACCGGAAAGCCUGUCGGCGAGGUCGUUGAAGGCGACCCCAAGAAACUGUCACGACUUGGCGCUACUCUUGACGACCAGGGCCAAUUCUGGGAUAACCGCGGCAAUGUCAUUGGAAAGGUGAAGGCCCUCCCUGUCGAAGAUGACAAAGAUGAAGAGGGACCUUUCGCUGGCCUUGAAGGUCUCGUUGUUGGCCAAGAAGGCUACAUCGAGGACGAGAAUCAAACCCGCGUCGGAAAGCUGAUUGAAGGUGAUGCGAAGAAGCUUCUUGGCCGUGGUGUGGAUGAGGACGGUGAAAUUCUUGAUCGACAUGGAUCUGUUAUCGGACGUGCCGAGCGACUAGAUGAGCCUGAGCCUGAGCCCGAGGAAGAGUCUGUUACCGACCUUUCUGCUCUCAAUGGCCUCACAUGCAACAAGGCCGGAUGGGUCAUUGGAUCAGAAGGUUUCCCCAUCGCCCGUGUUGUCGAAGGAAAUCCCAAAGAACUCGCCGGCAAGAAAAUCGAAGACGGCGAGAUCUACGAUGGCAAGAAGGUUGUUGGUCGCGUGGAACUGAUCCCCGAGGAGGAGCUCGAGAAUAAGCCCGAGGGCCCAUUUGCCGGCCUAGAAAGCCUCGUUGUCACCAAAGACGGCUUCGUCGAGGAUGAAGAUGGAGCUAUCGUUGGCAAGCUUAUCGAAGGUGAUGCUAAGAGACUCCGUGGCCGUGCUGUUGAUGAGGACGGUGAGAUUACCGACAAGUAUGGCAAUGUGAAGGGUCGCGCCGAGCCUUAUGAGCCCCAAGAGGAGGAAGCGCCCGCUGAGGAAGAUCUGUCAAUCCUUGAAGGAAAGGUCGUCAACAAGUCUGGCAAUGUCGUUGACCCGGCCACUGGCGCUAUUGUUGGACGCAUUGUCGAAGGCGACAAGCGUCUCGCUGGCCGCAAGGUCGAUGGCAAAGGUCAAGUAUGGGGUGAUAAUGGCCAGGUUAUUGGACGCGCCGAGCUCAUUCCUGGAUCGGAGCAACAAAAGGCCGAGGGCCCUUUCUUCGGAUUUGAAAAUGCUGAGGUUGGAAAGGAUGGUGUUGUCAUUGAUGCCGGUCGUAUAAUCGGACGUCUGGUCGAGGGCGAUGCUAAGCGCCUCCUCGGUCGCAAGGUGGACGAAGAUGGUGAUGUUCUCGAUAAGAAUGGCAACACCAUUGGCAAGGCUGAGCGAUGGGAGCCGGAGGAGAAGGCUCGGGAUGUCAACCCGAUGUCUGGUCGCAAGGUCAACAAGGAAGGAGAAGUGCGUGAUGCCGAUGGCAACCUUAUUGGCAAACUGACUUCUGGAAACUUGGCGACCUUGGUUGGAAAGUCAAUCGACGAUAAUGGAUACGUUGUUGACAACGAAGGCAACAAGAUUGGCGAAUGUACUUUGCUGGAGCAUAUUCCCGAGGAAGUCGAGGAAGAGGUGGAAGAAGAAGGCCCAUCUCCCGAAGAGCAGGACGCUCAAGCUAAAGCUGAGCACGACCGCCAGCUGGCCGAGAAAAUGAUCUCCAUCCUCAACCAGACCUUGGACAAGGUCAAGCCCGUCUGUGACAUGAUCAUCCAGAAAAUUGAGAAGGCCGAUCGCACUCCAAAGGACGAGCUUGACGAGGAGAAAUUGGUGAAGGAUGUUAAGCCUUUGCUCGAACAAGGUGGUCAAAUUCUCCAGGAAUGCAAUGGUGCUAUUCGUGCCCUCGACCCCGACGGCCGCAUUGCAGCAACUGCCAAGGCUCGCGCCUCUUCUCGUGAUGCUACUCAAGAAGAAAGCCAGCUUGCCGAUUUACUAAAGACUCUGACCGAGACCGUGGUUAAGACCAUCGAUAAUGGUAAGAGGCUCAUUGCUGAUAUGCCUCACGCCAAGAAGAAGCUCAGCCCCCUUUGGGGUCUUCUGUCUGAGCCACUGUUCCAGAUCAUCGCUGCAGUUGGACUUUUGUUGAACGGUGUGUUGACCUUGGUCGGUCGCCUAUUGGAUGGUCUUGGUUUGGGUGGCCUUUUGAAUGGCAUCCUUGGUGGACUGGGCUUAGAUAAGUUGGUCAGUGGAUUGGGUCUCGGUGGGCUGACAGACGCUUUGGGUCUGGGAGGAAAGUAA
Messenger RNA from Penicillium angulare, 3390 nucleotides. Its product is annotated as DUF3659 domain-containing protein. The transcript has 2 exons. Lineage: Eukaryota; Fungi; Ascomycota; Eurotiomycetes; Eurotiales; Aspergillaceae. The record is from RefSeq and is a predicted model, not a curated record. Bases 1 to 3390 code for a protein of 1129 amino acids.